Molecule: messenger RNA, 1164 nt
Organism: Phytophthora sojae
Lineage: Eukaryota; Oomycota; Peronosporomycetes; Peronosporales; Peronosporaceae
Exons: 3
Coding region: 1-1164 (387 amino acids)
Biological process (GO): amino acid transmembrane transport
Cellular component (GO): vacuolar membrane
Molecular function (GO): amino acid transmembrane transporter activity
Source: RefSeq, a predicted model, not a curated record
AUGGGCAAUCAACCGUUCUUCACACUCGAGGACUUCAAGAUGGCUUUCAGCCUGUUCUGCUGUAUAUGCGGCAUUGGCACGCUCGGCAUGCCCGGCAACUUCGCGCGCACUGGACCCGUGCUUGGCUUCUUCGCCACGGCCUUCAUUGCUUUCGCUAAUAUCUACGCGUCAGUCUCCAUGUCCAAGGUUUUGCUGUUGGCGCCGCCGACUGUCAAGACACCGGCCGCUGGCUGGCUGUUAUCUCAAAUGGGCUCGUGUCUGCUCAUCCCGUGCGUCUUCCUCGUUCUUGGCGGCGGGCUGCUUGAUGGUCUCUUCCCAGGCGCAUUCAGCCCCACAGUUUGGAUCGUUCUCAUGACGGUGACGGUGCUACCGCUUUGUCUUGUGCCGACGCUCAAGGAGGGAGCAGGCGCUACGUUCGCGGGUUGCAUGGGCACGCUGGUUGCAGACGGUCUCGCCAUAGCGAUCAUCGCGCACGGGAUGGAGGGCCACCCUAGCAUUCCAACACCUGGACUUGACCUCGACCAAGUCAUCGGCGCGUUCGGUAGUCUUUCGCUCGGUUACGGAGCCGGUAUCGUGCUCCCGGACGUGCAGCGCCAACACAGCGAGCCAAGUCGCAUGGCGCGCGUUGUAGGCGCCACCAUGAUAUUCAUCAUGUGCAUGCUCAUGGUUAUCGGGAUGGUGCCGUACUUCUCCAUGGGCUGCCAAGGCGGGGGAAACAUCCUGUACACGAUCUACCCCGACUCGACCACUGUGGGCUCAGUGAUCGCCUAUCUGGCAAUACAAAUGCACAUUACGAUCGCGUUCGCUGUGCUGCUGAACCCAGCCUUCUACAUCGCCGAGCGGUUGGUGCUGGGCAUGCACCAGCAGGCCCCGGAGGAUGUCGAGAACGGUUUGCAGUACCAAGAAGCUGGAACGCCCGUUGCGCGCGCGAGCAUCACGUCUGAGCGUCGAUCGAAGACGUCCUUUGUGCCUGUUGCUGCUGGUCACCAGCCUACCAAUUCCCACGAGGCGGAGGUUGCUGAGUACCGUGGUGCUAACGCGAUCAAGUACGUUGUGCUGCGCGUCACCAUCGUCGUCAUCUUGGUGGUGCUGUCUAUCAUCUUCCGGGAUCACUUCUCCGACUUUGCCGAUUUCGUCGGAGCGUCCGCCAUCACGGCCAACUGA